AACGGAUACUAAUUAAAAGUCGACCGACGACGACCUAGCUAGCUCUAUACACGACACAAGAGCUAUGGCGCUGACGGCGCUCGAGAGAUUUUCAGUGGUGCUGUUGGCUGGCAAUCUUUUCGGACUCGUCAGAGCUGAUGAUUACGAUGAGUGUGAUAACCAACGCUAUGGAGAUAUUGAUGACAGUAAGUUGUGUAUUGUGUGGAAAUAGCCUUAGUCAGUGAGAGGGAACCUAGCCGAUUGUCCUUCACAACAGAAUGCAUAGGCGUUGAAAUGGAACCAGACAUGCUACUGUAUGAUAUCAAGCAUUGUCAUUAUACUCCUGUCAUUAUACUCCUGUCUUUAUCUUUCUUUUGCAUACGUAGCUGCAUUCAUUGUGUCCCUCUUCAUCGUGCUACCCAUUAUAAUGUGUGUCUACUGCUGCUCCUGCUGUACGUUCUGUACUGUGGCCUGGCUGGUCACCUGUAUCCACCGCUGGGGUGCCCGCUGGCACAGGAACAAUGACCCCACCAUUGUCGAGGUUAUCGACCCUCAACAAGUUGGAGCUCCUGUCAAUAUUAAUAGUCGUGCAACCAAACCUCCUAUGUCACCUGAUGGUAUAGAUGUACCACCACCUUAUUCUCUUGCUGCUGCCGGUGCCAGUGCCCCUCCCCAUCUUACUCCUGACUCUGAGGAAUUUUCUUCACUCAUACCUCAGCAGGAACCAGUUGGGGACAUUGAUCAUGAGAAAGAGGACUAAAAACAUUUCUGCUCUGUUCAUCUUAUUAAUAUGUGUAUGUGUUUUUUUACUUCAAAAUACAUCUCAUUAAAACCAUUUGGGCGCCAUUUACAUAUAUAUAUCCACAGAGCCUCCAUGAGUGCAUAAGAAUUUAUAUAUGGCUAUAAUACUAGGCGCUAAUAUGUUAUACAUCAAUUUCUGCUUAUUAUUUUAAGGAGACACCUAUGGCGCCCAAAGGCCCUUUGGACGCCAUGGGGAUCUGUUUAAAUAAGCAGAAACUGAUACAUAAAGUAUUAGUGCCUAUGAUAACUAAAUGCAUGCACAAUCCUGCUAUAUAAUACUAUAUUAACCCUUUCGGUCACA
Geodia barretti is the source of this 1081-nucleotide messenger RNA. NCBI's taxonomy places the organism in Eukaryota, Metazoa, Porifera, Demospongiae, Tetractinellida, Geodiidae. The record is from the annotation of a GenBank genome assembly.